Messenger RNA from Fundulus heteroclitus (mummichog), 1792 nucleotides. Its product is annotated as TBC1 domain family member 15. Gene Ontology annotation, molecular function: GTPase activator activity. The transcript has 10 exons. The coding region runs from base 215 to 1582 and encodes 455 amino acids. Gene Ontology annotation, biological process: activation of GTPase activity. The record is from RefSeq and is a predicted model, not a curated record. NCBI's taxonomy places the organism in Eukaryota, Metazoa, Chordata, Actinopteri, Cyprinodontiformes, Fundulidae.
AUGACUUCUAGCUGCACGAGUGUGAGGGGAAGCCGCUGAAAAUGCUUCCUGGGGCGAAUCCCUGGGGUUUUGUGAUCCGGACUUGACCCGGGCGGAUGAGCACACACUUGGCCGACUUUAGCUCUGAUCCCCGCAUAAGAUGUUGGGUGUUGGGUGUAAAAUUCCCGGGACAACGGCAAACUUGUGGGUGUGAUCGCAACUUCUGCACACACGCAUGGAGCCGCCGCAGACUGCAGGAGAAGAUCCGAGCAGCGUGUUCCGGCAGGAGACGGAGGUCCGCUGUCGGAGGAGAGUGGCAGCGCUGAGCGCUCCCGCUCUGUCCGCCUCACGGCUCACCUUACCCGGCGUCAUGGACGCAGAAGGGAGGGUCGACGAGUCAAGACUGAGGAUGCACAUCUUCAAAAACGGUGGUGUGUCUCCAUCGGAGCGAGGCCUGGCGUGGCGGUUCCUGUUCGGGAUGUACCCUUGCAGCUCCACUGCAUUGGAGCGGUCUUUGCUGCAGGAGCAAUUGCUGGUGCGUUACCGCCUCAUGAAGAGGAAGUGGCAGCAGUUUCUCCCCUCCGCAGUGCGGAUACAGCUCAACGGUACUGAUGCUGAGUUGUUCACAGCUGUCCGCUACUUUGACGAGCGGGAGGCACAAAUCCAGCAGCAGGCCCAGGACCAGUCUGAGGAGGUGAAAGACAGAAUUGCCUUCUUGGAGCUACAAGCACAGAUACUGUUUGAGCGUGUGACGUUCGACCAGGAGGAGCUGCGGGAAGCCGCACGAAUCAUUGACAAGGAUGUGCCCCGCACCAGCAGAGACCUGGCCUACUACCAAGAUGAAGGUUUGGGUAAUCUGUUGGUGCUAAGAGACAUCCUCAUCACUUAUGCUGCUUUUCAUCCAGAGGUUAGCUAUGCCCAGGGAAUGAACGACCUCUGCAGCCGAUUUCUGGAGGUCCUAGACUCGGAGGUGGACACCUUCUGGAGUUUUUCCUGCUACAUGGAGAAGUUCUCCCGGGAUUUCAUGGCGGAUGGCCUGCACAGAAAAAUAGAGCUGGAGGCAGCCUUGUUGAAGGAAUUGGACCCUCCACUGUAUACUCAUCUAGUCAAAGACAACAUGGAGAGCUUUACAUUUUGCCACAGGUGGCUUCUGCUGGGUUUUCAAAGGGAGUUUGAACACAGUGAUGCAAUACGUUUGUUUGAAAUCCUGAGCUGUGACCAUCUGGAGCUAAUCUCACAGCAGGUUGACCGCGCUCGAUAUCAGGAGAGAUUAGGCCUAAACCACUGCACAGAGGAAAGUUCAGAGUCACCACAGCAAAGCUUCAAUACAGACUUCACCUUUGAGCUCUUCAUCUGCGCAGCCAUCCUGUUGGAUAACAGGGAGUCUCUGCUCCGUUGCCGAGAUGACGUGCAGCUAAUCCAGUUCACCAGCAGUCUUCAGGGAAAACUGGACCUGAACAGCACCGUGAAGAAAGCAGAGAGCCAUUUCUACAACUACUGCAAGCGCUGUGCGAGGGAUUAUAUGAAUGGCCACUGCCGAGCAAACAGUAGCAAACAUGAAGACUUCUUUUACCAGCUCCGCAGUUUGUUUGUCCUAAAGUGAUAACUUUCUCAGAUGCUAUAAUUAUUACAUUUAUAAUUUUUCCCCCCAACUGACAUUUCCUUAUAGGCACACAUAUUUAUUAAUUACGUCAUUUCUGAAAGAAACAUUUGUUUAAUGGGUUGUAAUUAUUAUUAAUGUACAGUAUUUAUUGAAAGUUACCCUGCAAGUGUUAUGAGUUGUUGUGUUUAAAAAUUAAAAGCUAAAGUCUAA